Molecule: messenger RNA, 1711 nt
Organism: Ruditapes philippinarum (Manila clam)
Lineage: Eukaryota; Metazoa; Mollusca; Bivalvia; Venerida; Veneridae
Exons: 3
Coding region: 263-1498 (411 amino acids)
Source: RefSeq, a predicted model, not a curated record
CACCUUAACAUCGUUUCCGUCACUCUGGAAUUCCCCUAGCAAUAAAAGUCUUUGAUUAUUUUGAUUGAGCUCUCAGUGUAAAUAUUGGAAGUCACGUGGGCUGAACAAGAAGUCUUUUAAAGGAGGUGAAUAGAGUCAAUUUACUGGAGUUGAAAAUUACAGCUCGAGGACUGGUGAAGUGAAAUCUAAUACGGAAAGAGAAUUCUAACGGAAAGUUAUUGCGUUGAAGACUCGAAGAACCGAGCUCGAACUUUUUUGUGAUAUGGCAAAACAUGGAGUAUAUUUCGUGGUCACUUUGAUAUCUGUUAUUUAUAUACAAGGAACACUAUGCGAAACUUCGGGAGAUUUAGAUUCACAGGGCGGAAAAUUAAAACGGACUGAGCGUGAUACGGUUAUUAGUGACCAAGGGGAAAUUAUAAAUGUCCCUGAUGAUGAUGGACAUCUUUUUGAAGACGAUAAUGUUGAUAGUUUUCCAAGUGGAGAAGCCGAAAAGAAAAGCUUUGAUAUGUUGGCAAGUGGACUGGUGGGAAAACGUUACGAUGGACAAAGUUUUGAUCCACUUGCAAGUAGUUUAGUGGGGAAAAGAUAUGAUGGUGGGACUUUUGAUCCACUUGCAAGUGGACUAGUUGGAAAACGAUAUCGUGAUGGAAGUUUUGAUCAAUUAGCAAGUGGUUUAGUUGGCAAGAGAUAUGAUGGACGGUACUUUGACACUCUUGCUAGUGGACUUGUUGGCAAAAGAUAUGAUGGUGGUCAUUUUGAUAGUCUUGCAAGUGGCUUAGUCGGAAAAAGGUAUGAUGGAGGGCAUUUUGAUAGUCUUGCAAGCGGCUUAGUCGGAAAAAGGUAUGACGGCGGGCAUUUUGAUAGUCUUGCAAGUGGUUUGGUCGGCAAAAGGUAUGACGGAGGGCAUUUUGAUAGUCUAGCAAGUGGCUUGGUCGGCAAAAGAUAUGACGGACGGCAUUUUGAUAGUCUAGCAAGUGGCUUGGUCGGCAAAAGGUAUGACGGAGGGCAUUUUGAUAGUCUUGCAAGUGGCUUGGUGGGCAAAAGAUAUGACGGAGGUCAUUUUGAUAGUCUUGCAAGUGGCUUAGUUGGCAAAAGAUAUGACGGAAGGCAUUUUGAUUCUCUUGCAAGUGGGUUGGUCGGUAAACGGUACGAUGGACGACAUUUUGAUCCGCUUGCCAGUGGUUUGGUAGGAAAAAGGUACAGAUACUUCGAUACCCUAGCUAGCGGUCUUGUCGGAAAACGAAAUAUUGGCAACACACAUUUCAGAACAUUGUUAAAUGCUAAACGAAACUGGUAUGAUAAGAGAUAUAGGUAUUUUGAUACUCUGGCAAGCAGUUUAGUUGGGAAAAGAAGUGGACAAGCGACGACAGAUAAUGAAAACAUGAACGGCGAUUUGGAAAAUGAGCCAUAUCCAAAUAAAAACAUGUUGUUCAAAAGACAAUUUGAUGACCUUGCAAGCUCUUUGAUAGGCAAAAGAACAGAUGAAGUUGUAAGCUAAUACACUUUAGAAAACGUUUCAAUAUAUGGAAGUGUUAUUUUGUUAUAUAGAAAGAAAAAAAAACUUCCUUUGAAAAUUCACUUUUUUUUCAGAAACAGUAAUUUUUUUCAAAACGCAAAGUAAUAGUGAUAUUGACUAUAAUGAUAUCCUUUAGAUCUACAGUAAAUGGAUUUGAAAAUUUGGUUUUAAUUUAAAUAAAAUGAAAUACAUAUA